Messenger RNA from Exophiala viscosa, 1348 nucleotides. RefSeq lists its product as uncharacterized. The coding region runs from base 178 to 1182 and encodes 334 amino acids. The record is from RefSeq and is a predicted model, not a curated record. NCBI's taxonomy places the organism in Eukaryota, Fungi, Ascomycota, Eurotiomycetes, Chaetothyriales, Herpotrichiellaceae. The transcript is spliced from 3 exons.
UCUUACUCACAAUGGCUGCUUUGGACCAGGACAUUAUGGACGCAUCUGUCGCCCAAGGGAACGACAUGAGCGAUCCAUUCCUUGAGCAGGCGCUGAGACUCAUGAAUAUUAGCAUUGAUUAUCUUCUCACACCCUGCGGAGAGAUCAGGACCAUCUACCGACCCUUCCCUACAGCUAAUGGGCAUGCCUCGCGAAAUCCGAGAUACCAUCUACAAGCUGCUCUUAGUAAAGGAAGACUCGAUCUUGGUGCAGUUCGAUCGUUCCCACGGAUACAUCAGAAGAAAUCACGAAACCGGCCACGAGGACUCGGAUUACAGCAUCGUUGAUUUCACAGCAAUGACAGUUGGACCCAAACACAUCACCAGCAUCCUCCGUGCCAACAAACAGUUCAUGGAGGAAGGCACGGAUAUUCUGUACGGAGAAAAUCUCUUCGAGUCAUACCAUAUCCGUGCCUUCGACGAUGUAUUCGUCAAGAAUUCUGAGUACGGCAUUGGGCGAAAGAAUGCAGCCAAAAUCAAGUCGGCGCGGUUCGGAGUGCCCCAGAACAUCAUCGUAUACGAUCUGGGUCAUGAUGAUAUCCUGGAUUUCCUGUGCAAAGUUUUGAAGAAUCUGCAGCAUCUGACGCUCACGACAAGAUGGAUUUCGGAGAAGCCAACAAGCCGUGAUGAUGGCGAGUGGGUGAAACUUGACCAAGGACCCAAUAUCCGCGCCCUUCUCACUGCUGCAGCGCGAGUGACUAAGUUUCAUCCUGGACUACGCAAGGCGAUCUGGCGUCAAUGGAGUGGCGGCUACUUUUCAAAGGGAUGGCGAUACGAUGACUACUCGGAAUCGCAAGUCGAUGAGCUCGUUGGUGCAUUCUUCGUAGAUCUCGUGGUUGAGGGGCUUGCACCAGUUUUGAAAGGAAGUACGACAAAGAAGGACCCCUAUGGCGAGGACUUUCAGUCAAGGGACAUGGUGCUAAACAGUCAACUCGUACGGAGCAUUGCUCGCUAUGACAAGGAAGGCUGGCGCGAUCUCCAACGCUUUGGGCUCCGCAACGACGUGAAGACAUCUGAGGUGGAUCCGAGUCGGGUUGAAAGCUGGCUUGGCCCCAAACAACACAAUUUGUUGGCGGAGGUUGAUCCGGAGAGUGCUGCUGCGGAAGAACGAUAUCUUGCGUACAUGCAGUUCCGGGCGUAUUGAUGCGUUCCAAUGAGGCUCGACGAGAAGUUUAUCAAGAUCGGUCCCAUACCGCCGAGGGGUGAUCACUGUGAUAUUGGAAUUGGGGAGCCGUGCAAUGUGGGGUGUGGACAUGGUCAGGGCGCUGUUCGGAAGGAAUGACACUGCUCUGUAUGACUUACGUGCUGGG